This is a messenger RNA of Phaethon lepturus (White-tailed tropicbird), 533 nucleotides long. RefSeq names its product interleukin-8-like. Gene Ontology annotation, cellular component: extracellular region. Lineage: Eukaryota; Metazoa; Chordata; Aves; Phaethontiformes; Phaethontidae. The transcript has 4 exons. The coding region runs from base 58 to 369 and encodes 103 amino acids. Gene Ontology annotation, biological process: inflammatory response; cellular response to lipopolysaccharide; neutrophil chemotaxis. The record is from RefSeq and is a predicted model, not a curated record. Gene Ontology annotation, molecular function: chemokine activity; CXCR chemokine receptor binding.
GCUCAGCAGGCCACAGAAUCAGAGCUGAACGACCCAGCGAAAAAGUCCCGUCUAAUCAUGAACGGCAAACUUGUGGCUGUCCUGGCUCUUUUCCUGAUCUCAGCGGCUGUGUCUCAAGGUAAGACCCUGGCAAGGAUGGCAACGGAGCUCCGGUGCCAGUGCGUAGCCACUCAUUCCAGGUUCAUCCCUCCUAAAUCCAUUCAAGAUGUGAAGCUGACACAGAGCGGCCCCCACUGCAAGAAUGUCGAAAUCAUAGCUACUCUGAAGGACGGCAGAGAGGUGUGCUUGGAGCCCACUGCUCCCUGGGUACAGGUGAUCGUAAAGGCAAUUUUGGCCAAGGCUCAGCAAAAUUCUGACUCGCCACUCUAAGAAACAUCGGGACAGAAAAAAUACAGGAACUGCUCCUGCUCCUCCAUUGAGAGAAACACUCAGGAAAAGCAUCGGUCGAGCAGUGUACACCUUCCACCUCCUGCAUCAGUUUUAUUAUGUUAUUGAUGGUUUAUGUUAUUUAUUUAUUUAACUGCAUCUAUUUA